CAAAACAUAAUUCAUUUGUCUUUAUCAGUUUCUCUGAUCUCUGUUCAAAACCCACUUGAACAAGACACACUCGUGUAGCUUCCAGACAAUCCACCAACAGCGAAAUAUAAAAACAGAUGCUUGAGUAACUGAAAUAAAAACUACUACUGAAACAAACCCAAAAGAGAAAGAUAAUAAUUCUGAAAACAGAGGAAAUAUAUUCGAAAAACAAGGAAAACAGAAGUAGCAGAUCUCGUUUUCUAGUUGUUUUUGUGUUCGCAGGCGUAAAGGCUGUUUAUACGUUCAUUCAAGGAGCAAACUGUGAGGGUGGUUUUUGAGAACUGAGUGUUUUGUUGGCGAAUGAGCGGUCAACAUUGAGUUUCGAGAUCGAUUAUGGGUUUUUUUCUUAAUUUUUUUUAGUAGUGUUGUUUGAUUUUUAUUUUAGUUUUAGUUAGUGGGGGGCGGUCUUUGUGUUUGUGUGAUGGGAAGUCCUGAAUCUGAGGACAAUGGUAAUAGAACGAAUAACAUUGACCCGACAGUGGGUGGGCUGGUUUGGGUCCGGAGACGAAAUGGGUCGUGGUGGCCGGGUCGGAUUCUGGGACUGGAUGAAGUUUCUGAGGGUUGUUUGGUUUCACCAAGAUCUGGUACUCCAGUUAAGCUUCUGGGUCGUGAAGAUGCCAGUGUGGAUUGGUAUAAUCUUGAAAAAUCUAAGAGGGUGAAGGCAUUUCGCUGCGGAGAGUACGAUGAAUGCAUUCAGAAAGCAAAGGCUUCUGCAGCAAACUCUGGUAAGAAAGCGGUGAAAUAUGCCAGGAGGGAAGAUGCCAUCCUUCAUGCUCUCGAGCUUGAGAGUGCUCGCCUAGGCAUGGAUCAUCCUGACUACUGGGUUAGACCAGAUAAUUCGGGUGGUGAGGUUGGUUUGACCAAAGAAUCACCUGUAAUGUCCCAUUCUAGCAAGGAAAAUGAGGAUAUGAGUGAUGAAACUAGUGAUUCUGCAGAUUGCACAGAUUCAGCACCUGAAUUAUCUCAAUCUGGCGUAUCUUUUGAAGAGUCAAAUCAUACUACUGCUUCUAAGGCACUGUCUGUGCAAGGUAAGAGGAGAAGAACACCAAAUGAUUCAGAGGAUGAUGGAAUGGAGGGUAGUAAGCGCAUGAGAGGACUUGAGGACCUAGGCAUGGGUAUAGGCUCAAAAAGAAAAGUCCAGGCUGUGGGAGGACCUGAGUUAGCUCAACAAGAAAGUGCUUCACUGAGUGAUUCAUACACUGAAAACAUGUCUAAUGGAGGUCCUGUGAAUGGUAACAAAAGUCAUACUUCAUCACUGAAAAGAAAGAGAACACAAGUGGCAAAUAUUCAUGAGUGCUUAAAGAAGAGGAAUCGUCGCCGACCUUUGACAAAAGUUUUGGAGAGCACAGCUAUGGUAUCUGUACCAAUUGUCUGUGAUCAACUGGCCGGUUCAAAUGGUUCACCUCUUCGGGGUUUAUCUGACAGCAAGGUUUCUGGAGUGGAAUCUAAUGAGUCAAGGAAGAGUUUAUCUGUGGUGAUUAACAACAACUCUGAAAGCACUGUCGUUUCUUGUGAAAAUGGUGUCCAUUUAAAUUCUUCUGAACAUGAUUGUGAUGCUUCUCAAAUUAAUCACAAGAAAAAGGAGAGUGAAAUUUCCUGCGUGCCUGGUGAAGUGGGAAAAGACAAGCUAUUUGAUGUGCCAUUUGUUGGGGCAGAUAAACACUCUGCAGGUUUUUCUCCUAUGCUUGUACCCUGUUCCACUGGGAGGCCUGAAGUUGGUGUCUUGGGAAGACAAUCUAGUCAAUGCAGCCAAGGAGAAACUGUAUCUUUGAAAAAUGAGGGGCUUAAUGAAUCUGGUUCUACCAGUUCAGCAGCUGCCCAUGUUAAUAAUAUUAGCCAGAGGAUGGAGAAAGGUACAUCAAAAUGGCAGUUAAAGGGAAAGAGGAACUCAAGACAAAUGAUUAAGAAUAGAAGACACUACUCGAGAAGAUAUGUGGUUACGGAUGAUGAACCAAAUGCUUAUGCGGCAGGAACAGAGCAACUGGAUGGAUUUCCUCAGGGAUCUGAUCAGAAAGUUGAUUGUGAUGGUAUUCAUGGCUCCAAGUCCAAAAAUGAAACAGAAGACCAUCACUGGGGGAAUUCUGUUCUUCAGAGGGAGCCUCAGAUGAGAACCACAGAGGUGAAACUAUUGUCUGAUGGUUCUAUCAACCCUAGAAAGUCACUUCCCUUUCGACAAACUCGGUACAUGGUUCAUUCCAGAUUCCAGAUGUCUGAUUAUCCAGUCAGAAAUUUUUGUGUUGAAUCUUCUCUCUAUGACAUUGAGCUUGAGGUGAAGGCCAGCUACAAGCCACAGCAUGUUCCCCUUGUUUCCCUCAUGAGUAAAUUGAAUGGUAAAGCCAUUGUUGGUCAUCCUCUUACUGUCAAGGCGUUGCCUGACGGCUACUGUGAUGAUAUUGAAUGUGAUGCAACUCAUGUGUCUCUGUUGGAGUCUGCUGCUGAAACAAGUUAUGCAGUGAAGCAAAAUUCAGAAGCUGGAAGAAUUUCCACAAAGAAUAGAAAAUUAUCAUCACGGUUUUCACCAAAUAGAAGGAAAAAUGGAAUAUUGUCUAAAAAGACACGGAAAUUGUCCUCACUGACUGUCCAAGCAGAGAGGAAGCCAGUGGUGGAGAAGCCAAAGGGCCCUGUUAUUGCGUGUAUCCCUCUAAAAUUAGUGUUCAGUAGGAUAAAAGAAGCAGUCAAUGGUUCUGCACGACCAGCACACCGAGCUUUGGCAUCAAGCAACUCGUGAAUUCAGUUCUUGGUUGAGAGAGGCUGCACUAAUGCAGUUUUUACACAUGAAUUUGUUGGUAUGAAAAGGAUUUCGAUGUGGUUAAAUUCUUGAGUAUCCUUGCAUAUUUAGCAGGACUUUUUUUGUUCUGCUGAAAGCUAGAAUCCCUCUGUACAAUUCCAGGAAAGUUCCUUAUUGUAGGAGAAAGAAGGAUGAAGGCUGUGACUAUGUAAAUAAUGUAACAUUAGUUGAGGUGUAAAGCUGGUGAUCUGGUUUUAGGUACACUUAUUACCUGAUUUCAGGUUCUUAAUUCAUCAUUCAGGUUGACUCAGAGAGCAAAUAACUUAAUUUUAUUGUACUUUUUGGUUUGGGACAAAAUGAGUAAUACUCCAAGCCAUUAAAGUGUCAAAUGUAGCAUUUAUGUGA
Mangifera indica (mango) is the source of this 3172-nucleotide messenger RNA. RefSeq lists its product as uncharacterized. Bases 461 to 2767 code for a protein of 768 amino acids. The transcript is spliced from 4 exons. Lineage: Eukaryota; Viridiplantae; Streptophyta; Magnoliopsida; Sapindales; Anacardiaceae. The record is from RefSeq and is a predicted model, not a curated record.